This is a messenger RNA of Closterium sp. NIES-65, 1524 nucleotides long. The record is from the annotation of a GenBank genome assembly. Lineage: Eukaryota; Viridiplantae; Streptophyta; Zygnematophyceae; Desmidiales; Closteriaceae.
AUGCGAAUACCUGCGACGCUGCCUCCUCGUCAUGCUGCCCCUCUUCCUCUGCGACUGCAUGUGGCCCCUCAGCACCCGCCGUUCUCCCGUCCCUCUCCUCAGCCUGCUUCUGCUCCUCGGCCUCCGCCAUCUUCUGCGCCUCACCCUCCGCCUUCUGCCGCGCCUCUACAACAGCCUUCUUCCGCGCUUCUGCCCGAGCCAGUUGUAGUGCCUCUUCCGCAGCCUGUUUCUGCUCCUCUGCCUCCGCCUUCUGCCGCCGCCGCUGCUUCUGCCUUAUUCCGAGCCUCUCCUUCCUUAUGUGCGUCUGCCUCCUCCAUAUGCAGCGCCGCUGCCUUAUCCUUCUGCCUCGCUGCUGCCUCUGAUUUCCUUGUGCGCCUCUGCCUCAACCAUCUUCGGCGCCGCCGCACCCUCCUCCUUCUACCUCGCCGCUUGCCUCUGAUUCCUUAUUCCUUCUGCGCCUCUGCCUCAACCAUCUUCGGCACCGCACACAUCCUCCUUCUGCUGCGCCGCCUGCCUCAGAUUCCUUCUGCGCCUCUGCCUCAACCAUCUUCGGCGCCGCACCAUCCUCCUUCUGCUGCGCCGCUGCCCUCUGAUUCCUUCUGUGCCUCUGCCUCAACCAUCUUCGGCGCCGCACCCUCCUCCUUCUGCUGCCCCGCUGCCUCUGAUUCCUUCUGCGCCUCUGCCUCAACCAUCUUCGGCGCCGCACCCUCCUCCUUCUGCCUGCGCCGCUGCCUCCAAUUUCUUCUGCGCCUCUGCCUCAACCAUCCUGGGCGCCGCACCCUCAUCCUUCUGCUGCGUUUGCUGCCGCUGAUUCCUUAUGUGCGUCUGCCUCAUCAUUCUGCUGUGCCGCUGCCUCAUCCUUCUGCUCGCCGUCUGCCUCUGAUUCCUUCUGCGCCACUGCCUCCACCACCUGCAGCUCGACUGCCUCCGACGUCAGCUCUGCUGUUGCAACCGCUUCUUUACGCGCGACUGCCUCCCCACUCUUUGACCGCCUUUGCACCCACCUUCUGCUGCGCAGCGGCCCUCUGCUUCCUUUGGCGCCCCGUCCUCUGCCGUAAGUGCCGCCUCUGCAUCGACGAACCGAUGGGCCGCAUCCUCUGCAUUCUGGUGCGCCUCUACCUCCGCCAUCUUAUGAGCCUUUGCACCCGCGUUGCUCUGCGCCUUCUUUUUCGCCUCUCCGAAUUCUCAUGGCACGUCGACGUCCCCUCUCCGGGCCUCUUCAGCCGCCUUCCGCUUUACGCCGGGCAAGCGAACUUUCACGUAUCCCCUAUCCUCCUCGAUAUGAUGCCGCACAUUGUUGGCGAGCUCCUCUCCUGCCUCUCCCACGUGUGCCCUUGCAGCGGCUCGUGCCCCAUGCUCCCAUGCUUCACGUAUGUCUCCAGUUCCCGGGAAAGAGACGGUAGGAUCGGUGUCGCAUCACGGCGCCGUUGCCUCUCUUCAGCCCGUCUCCUCUUGGCUUCUGCUUCGGCCACCCGCUUAUCAUCAGCCGCCUUCCUCCACUGCUCCUCUGCCUGUUCGACCUGA